This is a messenger RNA of Anolis carolinensis (green anole), 1723 nucleotides long. RefSeq names its product cytochrome P450 2C19. Gene Ontology annotation, molecular function: iron ion binding; oxidoreductase activity, acting on paired donors, with incorporation or reduction of molecular oxygen, reduced flavin or flavoprotein as one donor, and incorporation of one atom of oxygen; heme binding. The transcript has 9 exons. Lineage: Eukaryota; Metazoa; Chordata; Lepidosauria; Squamata; Anolidae. The coding region runs from base 1 to 1482 and encodes 493 amino acids. Gene Ontology annotation, cellular component: cytoplasm; intracellular membrane-bounded organelle. Gene Ontology annotation, biological process: xenobiotic metabolic process. The record is from RefSeq and is a predicted model, not a curated record.
AUGGAUGCUUUGGGGACCACCAGCCUCUUCUUGGUGGUCUUCCUGGUCUUUCUGGUGGCCUGGAGAAAUGUGGAGGCCAAGAGGAAGAACUGGCCACCUGGGCCAACCCCUCUCCCCGUCAUUGGCAACCUCCUCCAGCUGAAGGGAACCAGCACGGCAGGACAGCUGAAGAAGCUGAGCGCCAAGUAUGGUUCUGUCUUCAUGGUGUAUUUCGGCUUGGAUCAGAUAGUGGUCGUCUAUGGCUACAACGUGGUGAAGAAAGUCCUUGUGGACAGUGGGGAUGAUUUCCUCAACCGGGGAAGAUUUCCAAUACUGGAUAAGAUCAACCGAGGAAUUGGCUUAUUCACAUCCAACGGAGAGCGCUGGGUCCAGCUCCGCCGCUUCUCCCUCAUGACCUUGAAGAACUUUGGGAUGGGGAAGAAAAGCAUCGAGGAACGGAUCCAGGAGGAGGCCCAGCACUUGGUGAAGGCUCUCAGGGAGACCAAGGGCCAACCCUUGAGCCCAACCAACAUUUUCAACUGUGGCACAGGGAACGUGAUCAGCCAUAUCCUCUUGGGUGAACGGUUCAAUUACAAGGAUGAAGCGUACCUCCGGAUCCUCCAUUUCAUUACCCAUGGCUUCCGAAUCGAAUGCAGCUUUGCAGGAAAGCUCUACAACAUUUUCCCCUGGAUCAUGGACCACUUGCCGGGCCCUCAUCAAACCAUGUUCAAGGAAGCCUUCAGUGUCCAGGACUUUGUCACCCAGAAGAUCGAGGAACAUGUGAGGACUUUUGAUGCCACAAAUGCUCCUCAGGACUUCAUUGAGGCCUUCCUCCUCAAAAUGGAGAAGGAGAAGAUCAACCCAAAGACUGAAUUUACUACAGAGAAUCUGAUGAUGUCAAUUUAUGACCUGUUCGUUGCCGGGAUGGAGACCACCAGCACCACCCUGAGGUUCACCCUGAUGCUGCUGCUGGAACACUCGGCAGUGGCAGCAAAGGUCCACAAGGAAAUAGACUCCGUGAUUGGGCAGGAGAGCCCACCCGCCAUGACAGACCGCCCCAGGAUGCCCUACACAGAAGCUGUCAUCCACGAAGCCCAGCGGGUUCUUGAUCAUAUCCCUUCUGGGCUUGUUCGAAAGGCAAAGAGGGAUGUGGAACUGGAAGGCUUCAUCAUCCCAAAGGGUGCGACCAUCCUGCCCAUGCUGACCUCCGCAUUGAAUGAUCCUGAGCAAUUUGAAAAUCCACACCGUUUCGACCCAGAACAUUUUCUGGACGAGAAAGGGAAUUUCAAGAAGAACGGAGCAGACCUGCCUUUCUCUGCAGGAAAGAGGAACUGUCUUGGUGAAGGACUGGCCCGGAUGGAGCUCUUCCUCUUCGUCACGACCAUCCUGCAGAAUUUCCGCCUGAAGUACGCUCCGGGGGUCACCAAGAUCGACCUCACCCCGGACGUCAGUGGCUUUGCAAACAUCCCACGGCAAGUCCCGUUCUGCUUCUCCUCACGCUGAGGAGCUCACUCCACUCUCAUGACGUUCUCAUGGAGUUCGCUCUUCCAUUUCAAUGACAAUAAACCAAGCUGAUCUUACCCUAGACCAAUGAUGGGCAACCUUUUGCACUUGGUGUGUCAAAAUUCACCAAAAAAACCUAGCAUGACUUGGGUGGUGUGUCACUUUGAGAAAAAAAAACCCAUAAAAAAACCCCUCCCUCUUGAUCUUCCGUGAAAAAGUAAAAACGUGGCUCUCAUCAUCA